Hypoxylon trugodes is the source of this 1704-nucleotide messenger RNA. Its product is annotated as Sodium/hydrogen exchanger family-domain-containing protein. NCBI's taxonomy places the organism in Eukaryota, Fungi, Ascomycota, Sordariomycetes, Xylariales, Hypoxylaceae. The transcript has 5 exons. Gene Ontology annotation, biological process: regulation of membrane potential; sodium ion export across plasma membrane; proton export across plasma membrane. Gene Ontology annotation, cellular component: plasma membrane. Gene Ontology annotation, molecular function: sodium:proton antiporter activity. The record is from RefSeq and is a predicted model, not a curated record. Bases 1 to 1704 code for a protein of 567 amino acids.
AUGCCGACUCUUGCUUUAACUAACUUCAACAUUGUCGUUAGCGUGUUGGGAGGGUGGAUUUCGGUCUUCGGUUUAGUAUCCUAUCUGCUAAAAGAGAAUUUCUACCUCUCCGAGGCUCUCAUAUCGCUCAUGUCUGGCCUUACAUUCUCCCCCCACGCUGCCAAUUUUGUACGUCCACUCGAGUAUGCAGGUUCGGAAGAAAACCUAAACGCGAUUACACUGUACUUCACCCGUCUGGUUCUUGGGGUCCAGCUCGUACUCGCUGGGGUUCAGCUUCCAAGCCGCUACUUACUUGAAGAAUGGAAGCCUUUAGCCUUACUUCUAGGGCCGAUAAUGACAGCGAUGUGGAUGAUAACUAGUCUACUCGUCUGGGGGCUGGUACCAAAUCUACCUUUCCUUCAUGCGCUUGUCAUUGGCGCUUGCGUCACGCCAACUGACCCGGUGUUGUCCAACGUGAUCGUGAAAGGGAGGUUCGCUGAUCACAACGUUCCCAAGGAUCUUCAGAAAAUCAUUAUUGCAGAAUCCGGUGCCAACGACGGGCUCGGCUACCCCUUUUUAUAUUUCGCAUUAUACCUUAUCAAAUACAUUGGUGAUGGUGGCGUUAAUGAGAAAGGUGGCGCUGGCCUUGCUAUGGGUUUAUGGUUUGGCGAGACAUGGGGAUACACUAUCAUCCUCAGUGUCAUAUACGGCGCGGCUGUAGGCUGGGUCGCUAAAGAAUUGCUUCAUUUUUGCGAAGAACGUAAAUUCGUGGAUCGUGAAAGCUUUCUCGUCUUCGCGUUUUCGCUCGCCCUCUUCAUCACCGGCACAUGCGGUAUGAUUGGCAGUGAUGAUAUCUUAGCGUGCUUCGUCGCUGGAAACGUCUUCACUUGGGAUGAUUGGUUUCGUCUACGAACGCUCGAUGAGUGGCAUAGUUUUGUCUCCAAUAGCGUUAUUCCGAUCUACCGAUUGAUCCCCCUAGGGAUCUUGAUUUUGCUAUUCAGGCGUCUUCCCCUCAUCUUGGUGUUCUACAAGAAAAUUCCACAGAUCGAUGGUUGGCGGCAAGCCGUUUUCAUGGGCUUCUUCGGGCCAAUUGGCUGUUCGGCAAUCUUCUACCUAUACAUAACACUAGAAUUCGUAACCUUGUUGAACCCGGAUGAAGGAAAUGCGGCAAGGUGGGAUGUUGCUAACCUCCGGGAAGGCGUGCUAGUUCUUGUGUGGUUUAUGGUAAUUUGUAGCGUUGUUGUCCAUGGACUUAGUAUCCCCUUGGGCAAAUUUGGUGUUUACCUACCCCGUACCAUUUCAAGGACCUUGUCCUCGCCUGAGGAUAUAAUACCCUUUCAGAUAAAUAGUCGAUUGAGGUCGCGAAGCCGCUCUAGGAGUAGAACGGCGCUCGAUACGCCCACCGAAUCUCGUUCUGUAUCAGCACGACCCAUGUAUAGAAUCGGCGGUUCUAUCAUUAAAGAGAACACGGCGGUUACCGGACCCCCUGUGGGACCUCCCACUAGGCCACCUACAGUACAAUUGUCGACUGCUAAUGAAAUAAUCGAGGCCCGAGAUAAGGUCGAUGCUAACUCCAGAUCCCCAGAUACAGAGGCAGGCCCGGGCUCGCUUGGAAGCACACCAUCACCAACCCAACCCAGCCGCACAAUUCGCUUUCCUGAUGAAGCAUCGUCGGCUAGCAAGGAGCCUCGAGAUCCUGAGAAGGAUACUACGGUCAAGUCAUGA